AUGGGCGCUAAAACGAUCCAAUCCUCUGUAAUCUGCAUGAAACGCCUGCCUGGACAAAGGGUAAUGAGGGGACUCACCCGCAGGUACCGGCCACACAAGCGGAGGGCCGUAGGAAGCACACGGAGAAGCACGCUUGACACAUGCAAGGCCCAACACACACCCUCGCCGGGGAAGACCCUGGACCAGGAAGGACCCCAGGCUUGUGGCCUGAAGGUACUAGCCCUCGCAUUGAUCCAGGGCCAAGGAGGCACCACGUCCACAAGGGGCUGCACAGCUGACCGGCUGAACAUCUCUGAGCGCUCCCACACCCAGCAGCGCACAGAAGUCGGAUUACACGUCUGGAUGGGGGAUGCAGUUGCAGUCUGGCGAUGGAGCUUCACACAGUGGGACUAA
Molecule: messenger RNA, 393 nt
Organism: Pelobates cultripes (western spadefoot toad)
Lineage: Eukaryota; Metazoa; Chordata; Amphibia; Anura; Pelobatidae
Source: the annotation of a GenBank genome assembly